This is a messenger RNA of Gymnodraco acuticeps, 1700 nucleotides long. RefSeq lists its product as uncharacterized. The record is from RefSeq and is a predicted model, not a curated record. The transcript has 4 exons. Bases 91 to 1017 code for a protein of 308 amino acids. NCBI's taxonomy places the organism in Eukaryota, Metazoa, Chordata, Actinopteri, Perciformes, Bathydraconidae.
AAGAAGAAGAUUAGGUCCCUCUAAAGGCGGAAGUACCUUCCCGUCUUUUCCUACGAAGGGUACUAAACGAAGAACGUAAACGAGGGAAACAUGGAAAACGAAGAUCACGAUUACACGAGCACCACUUAUAAUAAAGUGUGCCCCGUGGAGUACACAUAUAAAAUGAGUGUCAAGGAAAUUGAAGACUUUGUGAAGCUGAGGGUUAAGAAUAAUAACCUCUUCUCUGGAAAGAGAAAUACGUCCAUGUGGGCAUGGAGGGCAAUCCUACAACAUAUGCGCUUACAUUACCAGAUGAGCCAUAUUCAAGCAUCCAAAAAAUGGGAAAACCUGAAGAAGAGAUACAAGGGGCUAAAGAACCCUCCAGCUGGAGUGAAAGUGUACCCUGAAGGUUGGCCUUUCUUCAACGUGAUGGACGACGCUAUGGAGGGUCGGCUGGAUGGCGACACCCCCCUCCUCGAGGCCUUACCCCGCAGCGCUCAUUUCCCCUCAAUCUCCAAACGCAAGAGGAGGAAGAUACCCAUGGUACCUAGCUCCUCUAUGGCCUCCAUCGCAGGAGAGCCUGAGAUUGAGGUCACCCUGAACGGAGACGAGGAUGAGGAGAUCACGGAGGACGGAAGCAUGAUGCAAGAGAUGGAGCAUGAGAGGGACUUGAUGAAAAGCGAGAAACGGGUGAUGGAGAGGGAGCAGCAGGUGCUACAGAGGGAGAGGGCGGUGCUGGACAGGGAGAUCGCCGCUCUGGACCGAGAGCGAGCCUCCCUGGAAAGAGAGAGGGCGAUCAUAGAGAGAGAAAAGGCCCUUUUGGAGAGGGAGAAGGUGAUGUUGGACAGGGACAAGGAGGCUGUGAGACAGGACCGGCUGGCUCUGGAGAGAGAGAAAGCCAGGCUGGAGAGACGUUCUGCACCCGGAGAAAGGACUGAGGACGGUACAGAAGACAGCCGCAAGCGGAAACACUCAGAUGUCACAGACAGGAAGGAGCAGUUCCUCAACUUGUUUGAAAAACUUAUUGAAAACUUUUGAUUCAUGAGGCUUCUCUGCACAACACAUCCAUGGAGAAAGUAUUUUUGAGCAGUUUUCUAAAUUAGUUAAGUCCAUACAAAUCAAAAUGUACAUUCACCAUCAAUGAAAACUUUGAGCCACUCCUAGUUUGGAGAGGUCUUCAAAACAACUUUAUUCACUUGUGGUUAUUCCAUACAGAGCACACAAUAGCAAGCUAUUAGCAUUAUUCUUAACCCCAUCCACAAUAAAAAUCAACAACCCCCCCCCUCCCAAAUCAAACAAUAUUCUUUAUUUGAUCCACUCUAGACAUUAGAGUCUUUGGUAUUGACUAUUGUGCACGGUUUAAACAUCACUCUGAAAUGAAUUAUACCAAAUAUUGCAGUUCAUGUAAAAAAUCUUUUUUUCAGAAUAUAUAUUUUUAUAUUACAGUACAGACUUUACAACAAAUGAUUGUGUUUAAAUGCGUCUUUUAUUGCAUUAGAUACUCAAUGUACCUUCCAUUAAGCUCCAGCUUCAAUAAGUUUAUGCUAGUAUACAUUUCCAAAAGUGUUAGAUUUGUCAUUAAUAUUAUAUUAAUAUUAUUUUUUUACAAAACAAAACAUUAAAAAAUAUUACUGGUUGUAUUUUUUUGCCAGUCAUGAACAAACACUAAAACAGACACGUACAUGACAUUUGAGGGUUUUUAAUAAACUGAUUUCUCCAAA